AUGAGUACUCGUCAACCGAUUGAGCCUUGGGUUCUUGCCCGAGAGAGGUAUCUCAGCACGCUCACAGAUGAGCAAAAACAACUCUUUGUUUGCGCUUCGCUGGAGAAUUUUUUCUACACUACAGCUGCUGAGCAGAGAAGCUACCAAGAAAACAGCAAAGCCAUCGCUUGGAUAACAAAGUUGAAGCCAUUGAUUGAUGCAAUCAGCAAUUACGGAACAGCUCUGGAUGUUUUCUCAAAUACGUAUUCACUUAUCAUGUGUCCCCUCUGGGGAGGCAUAAGAGUCUUGCUACAAAUUGCAAAGGAAUUCCAAAGCUACUUCGGAGGAUUAGUCGACAUGCUCGCCAAAAUCGGCGACGUUCUUCCAAAUUUUCGUGUUUAUGAAAGGAUAUUUGCAGGUCACCCUGCAUUAAUUAAUGCUCUAUCGGAGGUUUACCUUGAUGUGAUCAAGUUCUGCUCAAAAGUGAAGGAUAUAUUUUUAAAGGCGAAGUCAAAAAAAGGAAUUUUGGCAAUCAACAUCAAAAUCUUGUGGCGGUCUUUUAAUAAGCAGUUCGGAGAUGUAGUAGAGUGCUUUCAAAGACACAAAAAAAAUGUGGAAGAUCAAGCUCUAGUGGCGCAUAUGAUCGAAGCAGACAAUGCGAAGCAGGAAAGACAACUCGAAAAAGCGCAGCAACUUGUACUUCAGAAAGAGAUGAAGCGACAGCGACUUUUGAAAAGACUGUCGAAUGUAGACCACCAAUCUAGGCAUCGAAAGCUAUGUAAAACACGGCACGAGAACACGGGAACCUGGAUAUUGAAGGCAAAGCAAUACCUAGAGUGGACUUCAAAAACCGGUUCUUGUUGUCUCUGGUGCUACGGUAUACCUGGUUCCGGAAAGACAACACUUAUGACAUCCGUGGUUGACAAACUCAUAGCUGACGCCUCAUCCCCUGGGGCGCCAGUUGUGGUUUAUUUUUAUUGCGAUUAUUCUAAUGUGGAUUCGCUAGAUGUUAAUAGGAUCGUGGAGAAUUUCAUCUUGCAACUAGUGUCAACUAAAAGCGAAAUACCCGAGGAAUUGGAAUCCAUCCUCCUUGACGCCUAUACAGGAAUAAGGAAACCGGAUUUUGAUGAGUUAUUGGAUAUCUUAUUAUCGACAAUCAAGUUUUUCGGUAAUAUCUAUAUUAUUCUCGACGGGAUUGACGAAUGCACUGGCAGCAAUCGUACUAGUGUUUUGAAGGUUGUUCAUUCGAUUAUGGCGCCGGGCCCAACCGUUGUUAAACUUUUGCUUGCAAGUCGCGCAGACGUUGAUCUUGAGAAAGCCUUCAAUACUUGUUUGUGUUUGCAAAUUUCAGGAAACGACAUUUCGGCAGAUAUAGAAACUUUCGUUGAUAGUAUCAUUUCGGAAAAACUUGCAUCUGGUGCUCUUACUGUGCGGAAUCCGGCAUUGGUUGGGGAUAUUUCAAGGGCUCUGACUAAUGGCGCUCAGGGGAUGUAA
Molecule: messenger RNA, 1473 nt
Organism: Morchella sextelata
Lineage: Eukaryota; Fungi; Ascomycota; Pezizomycetes; Pezizales; Morchellaceae
Exons: 7
Coding region: 1-1473 (490 amino acids)
Source: RefSeq, a predicted model, not a curated record